Salvia hispanica is the source of this 5908-nucleotide messenger RNA. RefSeq lists its product as uncharacterized. Gene Ontology annotation, molecular function: protein binding; histone H3K4 methyltransferase activity. The record is from RefSeq and is a predicted model, not a curated record. Lineage: Eukaryota; Viridiplantae; Streptophyta; Magnoliopsida; Lamiales; Lamiaceae. Gene Ontology annotation, biological process: positive regulation of DNA-templated transcription. Gene Ontology annotation, cellular component: histone methyltransferase complex.
AUCGCGCAGUGCACCCCACGCGCCGUCGUCCAACGCCUAUCCAUUGCACAUUCAUUUCUUCACUAUCUAUCAGACUAUCCCAUCAUCACACACUCUCUCUCUCUCUGCUUCAGUUCCGAGCUAGUGUCAUGUGUAUAUCUCUGUAUCCAUCUCUCUCAGCUCACGGAGUUGGAAGGGUUUAGUUUCGCUCUCGUGUUGCUACUUCCGUCCACGAUUCUGCGGCGCUGAUGGAGAGGAGCCUGCAUUCGCCGCCUGGAAUGGAGGACACGUGGCGGAGACAGCUGUGGCGACAGUCCGAGCUUCCUCCUCCGCCCUCCUCAUUGCUCGAUUCUCGUGCUCAGCUCUCUGAUGCAGAUUGUCGUCUUUAUAUGCAAUUGCUGCAAGAAUCAAUGCCGUUAACUGGUGGAGUGACCCGGGAUCACAUGCCAUCUAACAUGCAUGGUGUCGAAAACUUGGGGCAUGCUGAUCUUGGAGCUUCAUUCUUAUCUCUGAUCUCAGGUCCAACGGCUCAUGUGCCCUGUGAUCAGCAGAAUUUAUUGGAUCCAAAUACGUUACCGGUCUCCAAUCCACAUCCUCCAAGUGGUGGGACUGCCAACGGAUUUUCCAGGGGAAGCAGAGUUUCGGUCUUGCCUGGUUUCUCAUGGCCACACAGAUUGGACUUGCCAAAUUUGACUUCGGGGUCGUUUUGUCAACCUUCUACUUCGUCUAAUGCUGAUGCAAACUGUAGAAACAAUUAUGAGAUACUUCAGGCUGCAAGCUUGGAUGUUCGAAAAUCACAGACGGUAGCAUGCCAGAACUCUCAUGAGAAAGGCAAAGUAAAUUGUUUAUACCCCCCGACUGGGAGUAACACUAGCAGUAAGAUACUAGAGAAGUAUCCCCUCAUAACAGCUUCCCCGAAAUUUCUGGUAGACAACAAUGCAUCUGUUUGCUCCCCGUACAAUCCUUCCAACAGUUUUUUUCGUGUUUCAUGUUGUGGCAUCAGUGGAAGCUUACUUCUCAGUGAUACUGGACUUCUUGGAGUUGUUUGCACAUGCCAUGGUCUGUGCAUGUCAAUCUCCAAGUUCUUAGAGCAUUCAGGUUCUUGUGAUGCUGACCCUGGGAAUGCAGUUUUUAUGGAUAAUGGGGAGACUAUAGCUCACUGGUGGAAGGUCUUCUCAUCCAAAAUCAGGAUUAGAGUAUUGGAAGGGCCCAGAGGAUGGGAUUGGCCUGAAGGAAUUUCAGUGGCGUCGGGUUUGACAGAUCAUCCUAUUUCCAGCUUGUCAAACAGUUCCAUCACGUCGAAUCAAGUAGACCCUUGUAGAGCUUCAGCAAGCUAUGAGCAGAAAAGUCGCAGUGUCAUAAAUUCGAAGGAUAAUCAUAGUUUCCGGAACAUUGUUGAUGAAUAUCUACACCGUGGAACAGAUAGACCGUCAAGAGAUAGCGGAAAUUCUUUUUUCAAAAACUUCAUGAGCAAUUCUCACCAAACGCAACAUUUGCAUGGACUGCUAAACUCAACUUCUGUACAUUCAGAGAAAGCUUCUCAGCCUGUUGUGCCCUCGCUUAAUUUAAAAACAUCAUGCAGUGGCUUCAGUGAUGGUUCAGAAAACAGUUUAAUUGUUGAGAAACCAGGAGUUUCCUCUAGUAUUGAAUUGAGACUUGGGCAGCCGUCACAGAAAAGCCUGACAUUGAAUAUGAAACAUCAACUUGCUAUCGGGUCUAAUCUACGUGGCAUACAUGAGGAGGCUUCAAAUGUGUUUUGCCAGGAUAAGCUUCUUCAGACAAAAGCCAAUAAAUGGCAAGGUAGUGGACCGACUCACCAGUUUGCAAAUAUUAAUUUUAGUCCUGCCGGAAGAAGGAGGCCAACUCAUUUGGAGCAUGCACAUGGUGUGAGAGGAGGCUAUGCUGCAACUGCCAAUUGCUGGAAAGAUUCAUCAAAUAUUAGCUUGCAAACAACAACCAACUUAAGUUCUAAGUUGCAAACAAACAACCCCGAGACAAAGUGUCAAUUCAGGAACAUUUACGAGAAUAGCAGUUGCAGGCAUGCCCGUGAGAAUAAUCAUUAUGUAUCCAAUGCUAAUGAAAGAGACAAAAUUUAUUUUCCAUGUAGUUUGCCGGCUAGUACCAUCAAGGAAUUGGGUAUGGAUGUGUCAAAUGGCCCAAGCAAAAUGAAUGAAGACAAAGUAGUGGAAUAUGCUUUGGAUGGCUUGGUUGGUGCAGCCAAAUCACAUACUGAAGUCUCAGGGGAACUUAAGGGAAAGGCAAGAAGUUUUAACUUAGUUCUGGGAGAGAACUCCACAGCUUUUCUGGGGAAAAACCUUGAUUCCCACCAUGUAUCUACCACGCCUACUGAUAAAUCAUAUGGUAGAGAAUUCUCAAGCAAUUACUUGAAGAUCUCUUCGCUUUCUGAUAUUACCCACUUCAGUUAUAAUAAUCUCAAACCUAUCCAAAAUCCAAUGGUUUCUGAAGAGAUGCCUCUUGGGCCCACCGCCACAAAUUCAGUGUUUGUCCACAAUGCAGUUCCAACAUUGCCAAAAGAAAACAAUAGUCUAAUAAGAAAAGGUUUGCAGUACAAGAGUGUGGAAAUGCCUGGUGCGUGGAACAUGUUUGAUUUAUCUGGCAGAGACAAUGGCCCACCUGAAAGAGGUGUCCAAGAACAUGAGAUCGCAAAAAAUCCUUGUGUACUGUCUCCUGUGACAAUUGCUCCAUCAACAUCACAGCAUUCUGCGCAAUUAUGUGAUUCUUUGAGUAUAAUAAAAUUUCCAGAAAGGGGAGACAAGUCAAGGUUGCCUGGCUAUUGGAUGGGAUAUAAUUGUGAGAGAUUUUGUACAAAAGGAAGAUCUCAGUAUGCCGAAAAUUCUGUACUUCCUCACAUGGAGCAGCUUUAUUUAAGGGGAUCUGAAUGCAACUUUACUCGCAGCAAGAAAGAGCACUCCUCACAAGGUUUACCAUAUGCCUCUGUACCUGAAAAGUGCAGCUCUACUAACCAAGAAAAUUAUUUGGCUGGGCAGUAUGACUUGAAUGCUGGUAAUAUGGCAAAAGGAGAUAGAAUUGGAUUAGCUACAACAAGCUCACUUCACUCGAAGUUGAAGACAAACUUUAGUUUUCUGGAGACAACUAAAUCUUUUGAUAAAGCUAAAAGUUCUGUGGUACCAAACACGAAGAGUGCUGAAUCUUGUUAUUUUCAGUGGAGAGACGUGCCCAAAAAAGGAACAGGGAAUUGCAGUUUGACUGGUAAAGAACGGGAAGUUGUUUCGCACAGUUCUUUGGGAUGCCCUGCUGCUGAUGUUUCUAAGUCACUUGCUGAAUUUACUCCGAUUGUGGUUCCCGUGAAGGAGCAUGAAAUAACUAAUAUCUCUUCUGGAUGUUCUGCUCCUGAUAUGACCCAGUCAUCCAGUGAGGUUAACAAGAAAGAGUCUCCUACUACUGAAGUUAGGAAUAUCAGGUUUGCUGAUAAUCUAGUUCUGGAUAACGGAUCUGGAAAUUUCAGAAGCUGUUCAUCUGAUGAUGCACUUGAUUCAGAAUCCGGUCCUGAAUUCUGUGAAUCAGUGUCCAAGAUCAACUCGAUCAAGAGCAAACCAUUCAAACUAGUUCCUAGGAAGGAAUCUCUUAGUCUAGUUGAAGAGAUCAGAGUCCAAAAUUCAUUGCAAUUAAAAAUGCCAUCAUACAAGAUCAAGAGAAGUUACACCUUUCAUGAAGACAGUGAUUGUUUACAGAAUUUUGAGUUAGCUCCUAAAAAGAAGAGGAAAACAGUUAAAUGGAAGAAGCUGGAUGUCUCUGGAAACUCCUCCAUUGAUAACAAAACCCCAAAAUGCUCUGAGGAAGUUGGACAGAAUGCUAAUUCAUUCUCAGACAUGCAGAUACCACAUAAAGGUGAUCAACAACAAAGUCCUAGCAGUUGUGCAGAGUAUGUUGAGCAAAGUGACAAGCAGAGAAAUUCUGCUUUUCCAGCUGCCACAUGGAUCUCCUGUGGAAAAGACUUCAAGGAAGUUCAUCAACAUGAGCAUCAGCAGCAAUGGAACACAUGUAAAAGUUUGGUGGUUAAUGAUACUUUAAGAGCUUCUGAAGUGUUGAGAAAGGAAAGGUUAAGACUAAAUGAUGAUUCUUCCAGACCCAUAGAAACUCGAGAAAAUUUUUGCAGUGGUGCUGCAUUGACUGGAAAAUGGACAUCAUUAGGUGGCUGUAAUUCUCACAGUAAAUUCAGCUAUGAGAAACGGAUUGUCAAGCCAACAGUUUGUGGGAAGUACGGAAUUAUAUCUAAUGGAAAUCCAUCAAAGCCAACUAAAAUUGUUUCCUUGAGAGUGGUUCUCAAGACUGCCGCGUCUCUUGUAGAUAAAAGCAGCAGAAAAGCUGACAACUAUAAGAAACUGAAAUCCACAUCUGUAAAAGAAAAGAAGAUGAGGGUUAGACAUGUAAAUGAAACAGUUUUGGGCAAGAAAGUACAGAAGAGUCAAGUGAAUAAGUCUGGAUCUCACAGUUCACAUUCUAUUGAACUGGAAUCUAGUGACUGGAGUGAUGAAUUAGACACAGCAUCCUGCUCUGAUACUGAUGGAAGCGAUUAUCAGUCAUCAUAUGCUUUGCAGAAAGGCAUCAAACAUAGUACUGCCGACAGCAAAACCGAGGAUAAGCUGAAAACAAAGUUCAAGGAAGGUCGUAAGCGAAGCCUUCAUGAACUCUUAUCCAAGGGAAAUAGUUCCAGCGUUUUAAACGAAGUGGUGGAAACAACUAGCAGAUGUUGUGGAGUGGUGAUGAAAAAUGCUGUGGAUGGUAGAGCUCAAACAAGUGAAACGAACAAUGCACUGAGAUGCUCAGAGAAACACCUACCUGAAAACUCAGACAUGUUUGGUUGUGUUUGCGGGGGAUCAAACAAAGAUGAACACAGUCAAUUACUACAGUGCAAUAGGUUUUUACUUAAGGGGCUUCGAGAUGAGGGUGAAGCUGUUGACAAUAAGAAUGUUAGCUUUCAUCAGAGAUGCAUGCCUUAUGCGACAUCUCAUGUGAUAAUACCUGAUAGUGACAGUGAAAGCCUUCAAACUGGAGAGAGGUUCAGCUGUGCUCGAACUGAGGUUUACAAGGGUCGUAAACGAGAAGGAUUUUUUCACAAUCGUUCUCGUGACACAAAUCGAAGUGGUGGCUGCCAUGUUCCUCAAGAGCAACUCAAUGCAUGGCAGCACAUAAAUCGACAGAAACCACAGAGAAAAGGGCCUCCAAUGCUGUUAACUUGCAAUGUUGAAUCAGACUGUCGGAAGGCUUACACUCGGUAUAAGCAAUCAAAAAGUUGGAAACAGUUGGUGGUGUAUAAAUCAGGCAUACAUGCUUUGGGUCUCUACACGUCACAGUUCAUCUCUUGUGGAGCUAUGGUUGUGGAGUACGUAGGCGAAAUAGUGGGGCUGCGCGUGGCAGACAGAAGGGAGAGUGAAUAUCAUUCAGGAAAGAAGCUGCAGCAUAAGAGUGCAUGUUAUUUCUUCAAGAUAGAUAAAGAGCACAUUAUCGAUGCUACUCGCAAGGGUGGUAUUGCUCGGUUUGUGAACCACUCAUGUGAGCCAAACUGCGUUGCCAAAGUAAUAUCUGUGAGGACAGAAAAGAAGGUUGUGUUUUUUGCCGAAAGGGACAUAUAUCCCGGAGAGGAGAUAACCUACGACUACCAUUUCAACCACGAAGACGAAGGUGAAAAAAUUCCUUGCUACUGUAAUUCCAAGAACUGCAGGCGUUAUCUCAACUGAGACAAAAUCUGCUUCAUCAUUUUUGUGUAAGUAAAUGAAUGUGCAAACUGUAGCGUACAUAUAUGUUAGCAAAUUAUCCAACUUUUUUUGGAUUGAAACAUAUUAUUCCUCAUCAACGAUUUACAAGCCGCAGGAGCAUAAUUCCCAGUUGAAAAAAGUUGAUGUGUGUUGAUAUAUUAAAACAGAAGAUAUACAUGUUUGUUAUCUGA